This is a messenger RNA of Glarea lozoyensis ATCC 20868, 1416 nucleotides long. Its product is annotated as Nucleotide-binding protein. Gene Ontology annotation, biological process: ubiquinone biosynthetic process. The record is from RefSeq and is a predicted model, not a curated record. The coding region runs from base 1 to 1416 and encodes 471 amino acids. The transcript is spliced from 3 exons. Gene Ontology annotation, cellular component: mitochondrion. NCBI's taxonomy places the organism in Eukaryota, Fungi, Ascomycota, Leotiomycetes, Helotiales, Helotiaceae.
AUGGCCGUCAUCGGGUCAGGGCCAGCCGGUUUCUAUACCUCCUAUAAGGUGAUGUCGAAGAUUGAAGAUGCUGUCGUGGAUAUGUAUGAACACCUACCGGUGCCUUUUGGAUUGGUUCGUUUCGGGGUUGCGCCGGAUCAUCCUGAUGUGAAGAAUUGCCAGGACAAAUUUCAAGAAGUCGCAGAGUCACCAAGAUUCAACUUUGUUGGCAAUAUUGCCAUUGGCAAUUCUGACUCGGAGCUGCCUUUGCAGUCACUACUUCCACAUUACGAUGCGAUACUCUUCGCGUAUGGCGCUUCGAAAGAUCGAACCUUGAAUAUCCCAGGUGAAGGAACACUCAAAGGCAUAUACUCAGCUCGAGCGUUUGUCGGCUGGUAUAACGGUCUGCCAGAGUACGCUGGGCUGGCGCCAGAUCUCUCGUUGGGUGAAGAAGCUGUCGUCAUUGGACAAGGAAAUGUAGCAUUGGAUGUUGCUCGUAUUCUCUUGGAAGAUGUCAAUGUUCUUCGGAAGACAGACAUCACCGAUGAGGCUAUCCAAACCCUGGAGAAGAGCAAGGUUAAGAGGGUCAAUGUCGUGGGAAGAAGAGGUCCGCUACAGGCUGCUUUUUCUAUCAAAGAAGUUCGAGAACUUGUGCGGCUACCAAACGUAGCAUUUCAUCCAGUAGAUGCCACCUUGAUUCCCAAAGACCUGAAAAGCUUAGACCGACCGCCGCGUCGGAUAAUGGAAGUCCUUCUUAAGGGUGGAAAUUCCUUGGUCUCUGAGACGCCAAGAUCAUGGUCACUCGACUUCUGCAUGUCGCCGACUUCGUUCAACCCAGAUCAAACAAAUGAAGAUAAGCUAGGGAAUGUUGCUUUCGAGAAAACGUCUCUACAUCCAAGCCCCUUUGAUCGUAGCGCAAAGGCCAUUGGUACUGGAGAAAAAAUAUAUCUACCUGCUUCGCUUGCUAUGCGUUCAAUAGGCUACAAGUCCGAAGCACUUCCUGGCUUUGAUACUCUCAACAUACCGUUUGAUAACACAAAAGGGGUAAUACCAAAUGACUUUCUUGGUCGUGUUGUCGAUAACCAAAAGGACUGGUUGCAGUCCGCGACAGCAACACCCAUGCCAGGCAUGUAUUGUGCUGGUUGGGUCAAAAGAGGACCAACUGGUGUUAUCGCCAGUACUAUGGAUGAUGCGUUCUCCACGGCCAGUUCGAUAGUCAUGGACUGGAAAGAAAACAAACCCUUCCUGAACCCUGACGGAAACACCGGUUUGGGUUGGGAAGGCGUCAAAGCCGGAGCGGCUGAAAGAAAUCUUAGAAGAAUCAGCUGGGAAGACUGGAAAAGAAUAGACGCAGCAGAAAAAGAAAAUGGCCGCAAGGUCGGCAAGGAAAGAGAAAAGUUCACCAGCAUAUCUAAAAUGCUUGCUGUUCUGGACUAA